Molecule: messenger RNA, 3372 nt
Organism: Lemur catta (Ring-tailed lemur)
Lineage: Eukaryota; Metazoa; Chordata; Mammalia; Primates; Lemuridae
Gene: SLC9C2
Product: solute carrier family 9 member C2 (putative)
Exons: 26
Coding region: 1-3372 (1123 amino acids)
Biological process (GO): proton transmembrane transport
Cellular component (GO): membrane
Molecular function (GO): sodium:proton antiporter activity
Source: RefSeq, a predicted model, not a curated record
AUGAACUCUUUCUGGUCACAAAAAGAUGAUAAAAAACCUGAUUUACUCUGCGGGAAGCCAGCUGACUACCUUGUUCAAAAGGAAUAUUUCACACUGCUUGUCUGUUUCAUUGUUGUUUGGGGAGGGCUUUUGAGGACAUAUAUAAAGAAUUCUGACGUCCUUGUUUUGACAGUUCUUUCUCUGUCAGGAUUUGUGAUAGGACGACUGGCCUACGAUUUUAUUGAGGUGCACCAAGCUGUCUAUCCUCUUCUAAGAACACCAAGUUUUUCACUUUAUUCAUUUUUUUUACCUUUAAUUAUAUUUAUGGCUGCUUUGGAUGUGGACUGUUAUGUACUCAAGAAUAUAUUUUGGCAGGUCUUGUCUACUGGAUUAAUUAGCUUUUUUAUAGCAUUCAUCAUAAUUGGGUAUAUCGUUCUGGUAUUCAAUAAAAGUUCAUGGGAUUUGCAAUCCUGCCUGCUCUUUAGCAUCACCCUCAGCAUUAUAGAUCCUAUUCAUUCUGUGGCUUCAAUGAAAACUAUUGGCAUUUCUAAAAUGUAUAUUGAUGUCAUUAAAGGAGAAUCAUUGAUCAUUUGCGGCUUCAUAUCCAUUUUUUUUGGAAUUUUUCGGAGCAACUCAAUACCCAUUUCUAGGUUUACAGAGUUACCUGUAAUCAUGGGACUCACUGUGGCCAUUUUUGGAAGCAUAAUAUUUGGAUAUUGGUGUGCAAAAAUCAUUAAGUUUAUAUUGACUGACCUUUUUAGCAAUGUGCUGACUGACAUCAUUCUCUGCUUUUCAAUGGUGUACAUGACUUUCUACAUUGUGGAAUUUUUGGGAAUGUCAGGUGUUGUUGCUUUAGUCACUGUAGGACUGAAUUUAGAUUCCUUAACCUUUAAACCGAAGAUCAAGUUCAUAAUUACUAAGUUCUUAACAAUGUUUUCAUCUGUAUACCAACAUUUAAUAUAUACUUUCUUUGGCAUUGUGAUUGGAUGUGGAGAAACCAAGUAUUAUACGUUUUACACCAUAGUUUUCACGUUCAUCUUAUUUACAACAGUGACUUUGACUAGAUUGUUUACUAUUUUCUUAGUGAGCCCUAUUUUGAUGUAUUCGAGUUAUGAAUAUAAUUGGCGAUGCGGAGUUGUUAUCACAUGCUCUGGAAUUAGAGGAGUUGUUAGUUUACUCUUGGCUCCUGAUAUUUAUAAUUUGUCUGAAGAAAAAGUAGAUGCACCACAAAUGUUUAUAUUCUAUGUGCAAGCAAUAUCAUUACUGACCAUGGGAAUAAAUUCAUACCUGAUGAUUUGGUCAGCCAAGACAUUAGGUUUGUGUGCUAUUUCUCUCCCAAGACAAAUGGCCAUGAAAAAUGUCAGUCAGCAUAUACAGGAGAUAAUACAAAACACAAUAACUUUAUCUAAAACAGAAAAAGUGUUGACAAAUGUUAAUUGGACCUUCGUAGAAGAAAAAACAAAGAUUGAAUAUAUCAUUCCUUUUUCCUGCACUUCAAGUAAUGACAAAGAGGCGUCCCCAACAGAUGAAGUUUUAACAGAAGAAGCCAAAUUGCACAUGGCUGUAAUACAAAUGAGUAGCUUUGAAAAACAGUGUAACGAUGGAAUCCUUGAAGCAGAGGCAGCUCACAUAUUAAUUGGUGCAACCAAAAGCUAUUACCUCAUCCAAGGAAAAUUCAUGAGUAUAUAUGAUGUUUCAACUUAUGUAAAAGCCAGAAAUUGGCUUGUUAAGUUUAAAAAACUUUUAACUUUCUUGGAAUAUCGUAAAGAAAAGAUACCUUUUCUUCUACCUGGGACCAAUAAAUUUCUGAUUUUUGUAUAUCACAUUGUAUUUUCUGAAGAAUUUGAAUAUGCAGGACAUAUUAUAACAUUUAUGUAUAUUUAUCCCAUGAUAAUACAUAUGUGGCCAAUGGCAAGAGAGUUAAAUGUGUCAGCAUUGAUAUCAAUAAACUACUAUUUUAUGUUUUUAUAUGUAUUACAAUCAGCAUUGAAGAUAAUAAUUUGGAAAAGGAUAUAUUUUCAACAACCUUGGAAUACUUUGGAAUUUUUAAUUGUGGUUAUUGGAAUUGUUGAUGUCUUUUGUGUAUACUUUGUCAGAUUGAGACCAAACAACUUGGUUCUUAUUCAGUUUACAGUAAUAAUAGGAUAUUUCAGAAUAAUUAGGUUUAUUCCUAUGUUAAAGAUAUUAAUACCAAUACUGAAAGAUAUUGCAGAUGUGCAGAUCAAGAAACGCCUCAGCUUGAUGUAUAGUAUUACAAAAGGCUAUGUCAAAAGUCAAGAAGAUGCCAAACUUUUAGUAAAACAAAUUUCUAGCUGUGAAUCAAUGUAUCAGAAACUGUAUCAAAUUUUGGAAACCAACAAACGAGAUGCUAUCAAAGAACUAGGACUCAUAGAGCAUGAGUGUCGUGAUGUUGUCAUUGCUUUGAAGACUAAGCAGGCAAUCCGUAAUGUGAUUUCUAAAGCUCUGAAAAAUCUCACUUUCCUUUGCUCAAGAGGCAUUAUUGAUAAAUAUGAGGGCAUCGAGAUGAAUAAGGUACUUCUUACAAAAAUAAAAGCACUGAAUAACUUUCCAAUGGCAAUCCCACCCCUUACUCCUGACAAAUACCUUCAUAACAUCAUUUGGCUGGAAAAUAAAGAUGUUCUCAUUGAAUUCUUCAAGGAAAGAGCCAAACUUACUUAUUUUGACUAUGGAGAUGUCAUUUGUAAAGAAGGAGAAAUGUCACAAGGAAUCUACUUAAUUAUUUCAGGAAUGGCAAUUUUGCAUUGUUCCCCUCCUACCUUUGGAAUAGAGAGUAGCCUAAGGCCUGCUGCAGAGACUAAAACCAUGUUUACAGAGUACUGUACUAGCGGGGACAUAAUCGGAGAGUUGAGCUGCCUGCUUAAGUGUGAAAUUGAAUAUACUGCGAUCUGUGAAACGAUAUUAGAGGCCUGCUUUAUCUCCCUGGAGGAUUUAUAUGAAGGCUUUGAUGUCUUCUGGCCAUCCCUGGAAUAUAAAAUAUGGCUAAAGCUUGCUCUCAGUACUGCCUAUCAGUAUUUUGAAUCAAGUCUCAUUGAUGAGGACUUAAAGUUUCAGAAGUGUGUGUUAUUCAACCACGCAUAUGUGGAGACAUUAUCAAGCUAUAAUGAAAUGACUAUUGAUAACAUGACCAUGAAAUUUGUUAUCAUUGUGUAUGGCAGUGUAAUUGAUACUAAGACGGAGGAAACGUAUCUUGCACCUUGCAUUAUACCUAAAACCUGCGAGCAGGUUCAGGGAACUUCUGAUUUAACCAAGCUGCUGAUAAUUCAAGCAUCUGAGCCUUCCAAAAAUAAUAAUGCCACCAACGUCAUGGCAUCGGUCGACUCUAGUCUUCAGCGACCAAGAGAGAAUAUAAGUGGAAGAGAAAAGAUGACAUAG